AUGGGCCAAGAAUUGUAUCAAAGAGUAUUUGCCCAUAUCGGAUUAAUUGAGCGAGACUAUUUUGGUUUACAAUUUAUUGAUCAUAUGCAAGUACGGCAAUGGCUAGAUCCUGCAAAGAGGAUACGAAAACAACUUCCUUUUGGACCUCCUUACAGUUUUAGGCUUCGUGUUAAAUUUUUUUCGAAUGAUCCGGUCAAUUUAAAGGAUGAAUUAACCAGGUUAUAUUUUAAUAUCUACUUUUUCGGUUUGUCCGCAAUUUUUUGCGGACACUGUCCGCAAAUUUUUUUGCGGAUAAAAAAUUUUCAGAUUUUAAAUUUCCUUUUUACCCCUUGGGAAGUAUUGGGUUGUUUUGUCCGCAAUUUUUUGCGACAUUGUCCGCAAGUUUUUUGCGGACUGUCCGCAAGUUUUUUGCAGACAACAUUCUUUAAAUUUUCUCCCUUCAUUUGCCUAUUAAAAACCACUCAAAGUUUUUAUUUUAGAUAUUUAUUUUUUGUGCAAUUGCGACAGGAUAUACAAAUAGGCUUUUUGGAUUGCCCUCCUGAAGUAGCUGUCUACUUGGCUGCAUUGGGACUUCAAUCCGAAUUUGGGGACUUCAAUCCCCACACAUAUUCUUCAACUUUCGCCUCCGAAUUUCGUUUCCACCCUUUACAAAAUGAACAAAUGGAAUUGGCAAUUCUUCGGCAAUGGGCAGAUAAACAACUUGAAGGUAUGAAUCCUUGUCGGGCUGAGGCUGCUUUUUUGGAUAAGGCGAGGAAAUUGCCUUUAUAUGGAGUUGAUUUGCACAAUGUUCAAGGACGUGAUGGCUGUGAAUAUAGACUUGGCUUAAGUCCGCAAGGAAUGCUAGUACUUGAUGGGAGGCAGAAAAUAGGUCUUUUCCUCUGGGAAAAGGUUCAACGUCUCGAUUUUCGUGGUCGUCGAUUAACUUUAGUUGUGGAAGAAGAAAUACAAAAUUCAAAAAAUUCUCAAGAAUCACCACAACAACAAUUAGUUCAUUUACAUACUUUUAUUUUUCAAACAAAUUCGAGUCGAGCAGCAAAAAAUUUGUGGAAAUGUGCAAUUGAAUUUCAUACAUUUUUUAGGCUCAAAUUUAUUGGAAAUAAUGGAAUGAAUAGAAAAAUAUUUUCGCCUUUAUUUCGGUUAGGGAGUACUUUUCGUUAUAGGUUUGUUUUUUUUAAAUUUAUUUUUUGGGGAUUUUUGAGGUAG
Molecule: messenger RNA, 1203 nt
Organism: Meloidogyne enterolobii
Lineage: Eukaryota; Metazoa; Nematoda; Chromadorea; Rhabditida; Meloidogynidae
Source: the annotation of a GenBank genome assembly